Molecule: messenger RNA, 742 nt
Organism: Branchiostoma floridae (Florida lancelet)
Lineage: Eukaryota; Metazoa; Chordata; Leptocardii; Amphioxiformes; Branchiostomatidae
Product: sialidase-1-like
Exons: 4
Coding region: 1-660 (219 amino acids)
Biological process (GO): oligosaccharide catabolic process; ganglioside catabolic process
Cellular component (GO): cytoplasm; lysosome; membrane
Molecular function (GO): exo-alpha-sialidase activity
Source: RefSeq, a predicted model, not a curated record
AUGUUUAACUACAGGUACUACAGGCUGGUGUCUCUCUCAAAAAAACACGCCCCAGCCAAAGGAAGGCUAAUUGUGUGCGGGCACGGUUUCCAAGACGGCCUGGGGCUGGUGCUGCUGCUGAGUGAUGACCACGGUGUGACGUGGAGACAUGGGGCCUUCGUGCCGAGUGUACCGUACCAAAAUAACACAGACGGAGACUUUAAUCCGGAUGAAUGCCAGCUGGUGGAACUACCAGAUGGAAGCUUGUAUCUAGUUGUGCGGAAUCAGCAUCAGUACAAGUACCACUGCAAGAUGACUAUGCGGAGCUUCGAUGGAGGAGAAACGCUGCCACGGAGGUACAUGUUCCUGGACAGGUCGCUCGUGGAGCCAAAGAUCACGUCUGGAUUGUGGUACCACAACGGAACCAUGUUCUACUCUGGGCCGAAGAGUGAAACAGAACGUAAGAGAUUGCACAUCAGAUGGAGUCACGACUAUGGCCAUACGUGGACCUCAGGGACAGAGAUAUGGGGAGACUUGGCAGGAUACUCCACACUCACGAUGCUUCCGCACGACAGAAAUCACCUCUACAUACUGUAUGAAAGAGGAAUAAGAAAGUACUUUGAUGAAGUCGCGUUUACAAAAAUCAAACUAUCCAUGGAGAGUGGUCGUAAUGCCUUAUGAAAUAAGACACGGAUAUUCCCCGCAGUAGGUAGAUUCAAAAUGGACCUCGAAAACAGAAUAAAGCGGGAUAACAAUGGUGCCC